AAUUUCUGCCCAACACUGAUUUUUUUCUUUACAAAGUAAAAUUUUUUAGGGAAGGCUGAAUUUUCAUCUGGCAACACUGAUCAUUUUUUCAUUACAAAGUAAUUCUGAGUGAAAUAUUUGUGAAUAAUAAAUCAAUUGGAAAAUGGAAAGUGCUGCUAAACUGGAUAACACCGCGCCGUUGCCACAGCGUCAGCAGCAGCGGGGAAACCAGCCCAACAAAAACGUCGGCAAGCAUAACGCCCAGAAGCAAAGCGAUUCCGCCGAUGGGAGUCCGGCGGAGAAGAAGCCCCGAUUUGGAGGUCCCAAUCCAAACGCCCAAAACCAAAAUGGUGCUGUAACGGGCGGCGGUGCCCCCAAUCAAAAUAAGAACUUUGGAAACAAGGGUGGUUUUGCUGCGAACCGCAAUCGCAACAAUCAGAAUCAGAAUCGAGGAGGAAAUCAUAACCGGACCUUUCCAGCCGCCAAUAACGUGAAUAAGCCCAAUAACGAAACACCAAAGGCGGUCGUCGUUAACGUAGCUGCUAAGACAAGUGAACCGGCAACAGCAGCUGCAAGUCAAAGUCAACCGAAUCCGAAUGCUAGCAAGGGCCAAAAUCAAAGACAAGGGCAAAACCAAAACCAAAACCAAAAUCAGGUGCAAGGUCAAGGACAAGGACAACAAGGAGGCCUAGGAAAUCAAGGAAAUCAUGGAGGCCAAGGAAAUGGGCCAGGCUUUAGAGGACGCAACGUUGGUAACAACCAAAGUGCUAGCGGUGGCGGAGGACCCCUGAACCAGCAGCGGGACAACAGGAACCGGGGUCAACGACCUGGCGGUCCUGGGGGCAUGAACAGCUCCAACAUGGGCGGCAGCGGCGGCGGAGCCGGGGGUCCGCGUGGUGGAGAGGACUUUUUCAUCGGCCAGCGAUUGCGGAGCAUUGCUGGCCCCACCAUUGAACUAGAGCCGGUUGAAGUACCGACCGAAACGAAAUUCUCUGGCCGUAAUCGUCUCUAUGUGGGCAACCUAACCGGCGACAUUACCGACGAUGAGCUGCGCGAGAUGUUCAAGCCGUACGGAGAGAUCAGCGAGAUCUUCUCGAACCUUGACAAGAACUUUACAUUCCUAAAGGUCGACUACCAUCCAAAUGCCGAGAAGGCCAAGCGCGCCCUAGACGGAUCGAUGCGAAAGGGACGCCAGUUGCGAGUUCGUUUUGCCCCCAAUGCGACCAUUUUGCGCGUGAGCAAUCUCACGCCGUUCGUGUCUAACGAAUUGCUGUACAAGUCCUUCGAAAUUUUUGGUCCCAUCGAGAGGGCCAGCAUUACCGUCGACGAUCGUGGCAAGCAUACAGGCGAAGGUAUUGUGGAGUUUGCCAAGAAGUCGUCCGCCAGCGCCUGCCUGCGAUUAUGCAAUGAGAAAUGUUUUUUCCUGACCGCGUCCCUCCGUCCGUGUCUUGUGGAUCCGAUGGAGGUGAACGACGACAACGAUGGACUGCCGGAGAAGGCGUUCAAUAAGAAGAUGCCCGACUUCAAUCACGAGCGCAGCAUUGGUCCACGCUUCGCCGAUCUCAACUCCUUUGAGCACGAGUACGGAUCGCGGUGGAAGCAGCUGCACAAUCUAUUCAAAACCAAGCAGGAUGCCCUCAAACGUGAGCUAAAAAUGGAGGAGGACAAAUUGGAGGCUCAGAUGGAGUACGCUCGCUAUGAGCAGGAAACUGAACUUUUGCGUCAAGAGUUAAGAAAGCGCGAAGUGGACAACGAGCGUAAAAAAUUGGAAUGGGAAAUGCGAGAGAAACAGGCCGAAGAGAUGCGAAAGCGGGAGGAGGAGACAAUGCGACGCCAUCAGGGCGAAAUGCAGAGCCACAUGAAUCGUCAGGAGGAAGACCUUCUCCGCAGGCAGCAGGAGAACACAUUGUUUAUGCAGGCGCAGCAACUAAAUUCGUUGCUUGAUCAGCAGGAAGGAUUUGGCAACGGUGGAGGCGGCGGCAACAACAACUCCAGUUUCGACAACUUCGGGGGAAACAGCAACUCGCCAUUUGAAGUUUUCAGAGGCAAUAACAACAGCAAUUCGACUAUGAUUGGAAACAAUUCUGGUCCCAAUACACAGGACUCCUUCGCUUUUGAAUUUGGGGUUAACAAUAUGAACCAAGGCGGAAAUCAACGCGGAAAUAAUGGCGGAGGAAAUAAUGUCCCAUGGGGACGUCGACGUUUUUAGACACUGGAGCCAAACAUAUGAGGAUGAAAUAUAACGUACUCUCUCACUUAUUGAUUACGUUUCACAUUUUGACUUUGCUCCUUCGAGAGUAAACAAAAUAAUCGAACAUAAAAGGAUCGUCUAAUCGAAAGCACCCAAAUAUGAUUUGAUUUUAAAUUUAGUCAAAUAUUAUCAAUCGCUCCUAAUAAGAGGCAACUAUAAAACCAUAACACGCAAAGGAUGAACCUUAAAAAAUACACAAUCCCAAAAUGAUUGCUUAAAAGUGCAGUAUUGCGCAAACAAAAAAAAAAAACAAAAAAUCAUUACGUACAUCUAUUUAAUCAUAACGAUAAGUUUAAAUUAUGUAUGUAUGUGGUGACUACAUUCUCCAGUAAAAUGAUUCUUUUUUUAUCUAUCAUUGAAAUUAAAUAUAUACUGAUAUAUUACUAAUCGAUUAACUGAA
Molecule: messenger RNA, 2630 nt
Organism: Drosophila takahashii
Lineage: Eukaryota; Metazoa; Arthropoda; Insecta; Diptera; Drosophilidae
Gene: nonA
Product: no on or off transient A
Biological process (GO): regulation of DNA-templated transcription
Cellular component (GO): nucleus
Molecular function (GO): RNA binding
Source: RefSeq, a predicted model, not a curated record